This is a messenger RNA of Echinops telfairi (small Madagascar hedgehog), 4893 nucleotides long. RefSeq names its product nuclear transcription factor, X-box binding 1 (gene NFX1). Gene Ontology annotation, cellular component: nucleus. Gene Ontology annotation, molecular function: DNA-binding transcription factor activity, RNA polymerase II-specific; zinc ion binding; RNA polymerase II transcription regulatory region sequence-specific DNA binding. The transcript has 24 exons. Gene Ontology annotation, biological process: negative regulation of transcription by RNA polymerase II. The coding region runs from base 47 to 3409 and encodes 1120 amino acids. Lineage: Eukaryota; Metazoa; Chordata; Mammalia; Afrosoricida; Tenrecidae. The record is from RefSeq and is a predicted model, not a curated record.
CAGCGCUCGCGGGCUGCAGGGUUCCCUCUAGGUGCUGCGGCACGGGAUGGCGGAGGCUCCUCCUGUCUCAGGUACUUUAAAAUUCAAUACAGAUGCUGCCGAGUUCAUUCCUCAGGAGAGAAAAAAUUCUGGUCUAAAUUGUGGGGCUCAGAGGCGACUGGACUCUAACAGGAUUAAUAGGAGAAAUUACAGUUCGCCACCUCCCUUUCACGUUUCCAGGCAAGCCCCUUACAAUGACACCUCUGCUCUUCGUCAGCAUGGUCACCAUCCUUCGGGAAGCAAACCUAAGAGCCAACCCACUUCUCUUCAGUUCCCUGCUCCGCAUAAACUGCCCAAGAGCCAGGGCCUUCAGAGCCAACCCUGGCAGAAAUUGAAGAGUGAAAAGCACCAGACCAGAGUCAAGAAGGGGCAGGGUCUCAGUGAGCAGAGCCCAGAUACAGCCGGCUUAGAAAGUGCAGCCAAGGUCGAGAGUGGGACACACCCCAGGGAGCACAGUCCUUCGGAGAGUGAAAAGGAUACUGCUGGUGCAGAUCCCAGGGGAGCAAAACCAAAAAAAACAUCCCCGUUUGUCUGCAACUAUGGUAGAGGAUCGAAAGUCAAGGGGAAGCCCAAAGGUGAGUGGGGGAACAGGGCAGCUCUGAAGCCUGAGGAUGCCAGACCCGAAAAUACCAAAACGGUGGUUCUUACCCAGCCCGACUCUCCAGAUGCAAUGUGCAGGAAAGGCGCAGUGGAUGGGUUUGGGGCCAGGCGCAACGAGCAGAGAAGGCACCCACAGAAAAGGCCUCCCUGGGAAGUGGAGGGCGCUCGGCCUCGACCAGGCAGGAAUCCACCAAAACAGGAGGGCCAACGACCAACAAAUGCCAGACCCCACAGCAACCUGGUCUCCAUUCCAAAGGGUAAUCCCAGUGAAAGACCAAGCCAAGCUACCUGUGACAAUGGGAACGUGGCGGUCAUCAGCAAGUCUUCCAGAAGGAUGGAGCCAGAGAAAAGCUCUGGAAGAAGGCAAGAUCCUCAAGGAACAUCUUUCCCCCGAGGCAAGCAGAACUACGUGCUGAAAGAUGUGGAAACACACACAGGCUCUCUAAUUGAACAACUGACUGCAGAGAAAUACGAGUGCAUGGUGUGCUGUGAACUGGUCCGUGUCACGGCCCCAGUGUGGAGCUGUCAGGGCUGUUAUCAUGUGUUUCAUUUGAGCUGCAUCAAGAAAUGGGCAAGAUCGCCGGCCUCACAAGCAGAUGGCCAAAGCGGUUGGAGGUGCCCUGCCUGUCAGAAUGUGUCUGCACACGUUCCUAAUUCCUACACUUGCUUCUGUGGCAAGGUAAAGAAUCCUGAAUGGAGCAGAAACGAAAUUCCACAUAGCUGUGGUGAGGUUUGUAGGAAGAAACAGCCUGGCCAGGACUGCCCACAUUCCUGCAACCUUCUCUGCCAUCCUGGACCUUGCCCACCCUGCCCUGCCUUUAUGAAUAAAGCAUGUGAAUGUGGACGGACCAGGCAUACAGUUCGCUGUGGGCAAGCCAUUGCAGUCCACUGCUCCAACCCAUGUGGCAGUGUUUUGAAUUGUGGUCAACACCACUGCGCUGAGCUGUGCCAUGGGGGUCAGUGCCAGCCAUGCCGGGUCAUAUUAAGUCAGGUAUGCUACUGUGGCAGCACCUCCCGAGAUGUGUUAUGUGGAACGGAUGUCGGAAAGUCUGAUGGAUUUGGGGACUUCAGCUGCUUAAAGACGUGUGGCAAGGAUUUGAAAUGUGGGAACCAUAUGUGUUCUCAAGUAUGCCAUCCUCAGCCCUGCCAGCUGUGCCCACGGCUCCCCCAGCUGGUGCGCUGUUGCCCUUGUGGCCAAACUCCUCUCACCCAGUUGCUCGAACUUGGAAGUAGUAGUCGGAAAACAUGCAUGGAUCCUGUCCCUUCAUGUGGAAAAGUGUGUGGCAAACCACUGCCCUGUGGUUCCUUAGAUUUCAUUCACACCUGCGAAAAGCUCUGCCAUGAAGGAGACUGCGGACCGUGCUCCCGGACAUCAGUUAUUUCCUGCAGAUGCUCUUUCAGAACAAAGGAGCUUCCGUGUACCAGUCUCAAAAGGGAAGCAGAUGCUACAUUUAUGUGUGACAAGCGGUGUAACAAGAAACGGUUGUGUGGACGGCAUAAAUGUAACGAGAUAUGCUGUGUGGACAAGGAGCACAAGUGCCCUUUGAUUUGUGGGAGGAAACUCCGCUGCGGCCUUCAUCGGUGUGAGGAGCCUUGCCAUCGUGGGAACUGCCAGACAUGCUGGCAAACCAGCUUUGAUGAACUAACCUGCCACUGUGGCGCGUCCGUGAUCUUCCCGCCAGUGCCCUGCGGUACCAGGCCCCCCGAGUGUACCCAGACCUGUGCCAGAGUCCACGACUGCGAGCACCCAGUGUAUCAUUCUUGCCAUGGUGAGGAGAAGUGUCCCCCGUGUACUUUCCUGACUCAGAAGUGGUGCAUGGGCAAACACGAGUUACGGAGCAACCUCCCCUGCCACCUGGCUGACAUCUCUUGCGGAUUACCCUGUGGUGUGGUGCUGCCUUGUGGGAUGCACAAGUGUCAGAGACUGUGCCACAAAGGAGACUGCAUUGUGGACGAGGCUUGCAAGCAGCCCUGCACCACCCCCAGAGCUGACUGUGGCCACCCAUGCCUGGCUCCCUGCCACCCGAGCUCCCCUUGCCCCCCCACAGCUUGUAAAUCCAAGGUAGAGCUGCAAUGUGAGUGUGGACGAAGAAAAGAGAGCAUGGUUUGCACUGAAGCAUCCAGUACUUAUCAAAGAAUAGCUGCCGUUUUCAUGGCCUCUAAAAUAACAGACAUGCAGCUUGGAGAUUCCAUCGAAAUCAGCAAGUUAAUCACCAAGAAGGAAAUUCACCAAGCCAGGCUGGAGUGUGAUGAGGAAUGUUCAGCUUUGGAAAGGAGAAGACGCUUAGCUGAAGCAUUUCACAUCACUGAUGAUUCUGACCCUUUCAAUGUGCGCUCCUCGGGGUCGAAAUUCAGCGAUAGUUUGAAAGAAGACGCCAGGAAGGACUUAAAGUUUGUCAGCGACGUUGAGAAGGAAAUGGAAGCUCUUGUGGAGGCCGUGGACAAGGGAAAGAGUGUUAAGAAAAGCCACUGCUUCCCUCCCAUGAACAGAGACCACCGCCGCAUCAUCCACGACCUGGCCCAAGUGUACGGCCUGGAGAGCGUGAGCUAUGACAGCGAGCCCAAGCGCAACGUCGUUGUCACCGCAGUCAGAGGAAAGUCCAUUUGUCCUCCUACCACCCUGACAGCCGUCCUUGAACGAGAAACGCAGGCACGGCCUCCACCACCGAUUGCUCAUCACAGACACCAGGCAGACAAGGGGACUGGGAGCAUUCAUCUACAGAAAAUUGCCAAGGAGCCAGUGAUUGACUACUUUGACGUCCAGGACUAAGGAGCUGAUAGUGUUGGAAUGUAGUGCAGAUAAAUCAUGCCUGCCCCUCCUGCCCAGCGGCCUCACAGCCUCCAUACUGUCGUCUUCUGUGGAUACAUCCAAAGCAUCGGGGGUCGGCAGCUGCCGUGCCCUCUAGACCUGUCUGCCGGGAGGGUUUCACCAGCCAGCUCUCCAGGCGUGCACUUGAAGAGGCUCCCCACACAGUCACUGUGAUUUCGUUGAGGGCUCGUUCGGACAAACCAGAAUAAUCGCCUGAGAUUGGCUUGCUGACACACAGCCAUCGCCUGAGCUGGAUCUAUCCUGAAAAUGCUUGUGCCCUGAGGUGCACCGCGCUUGCUUAGCCCAAACGAGCUCAGCCCUUGGAAAGAUGCUUGCGGACGCUUUCUCAGUCAGCAACUGAGAAAACUGCAUUUGUGCCCCCUACCUGGAAUCACACACGUUGUCUUAAACCCAGCAAACUCAUUUAAGUCUUCUGCCAAAAACCCCUCAGUUUGUCUAGCUGAGCUUGAAUGAUUCUCAAUACAAUCAAUUAGGAAAGGAGAGGGAUCAGGUUGAUUUACAGAAUUCCAUUCUUUAGGCCCCCUGGCAGGUCACAGUCUACCUGGUGACAAUCAUGUUAUCCUUCCACCAUAAUGGUAGAGGACAUAGAACAAGCUCUUUCCUCUGCCAGGUUGACACUGUGGCUCUGAACUGACAUGCACGCCCCUCAUUCCUUCUUUGGUGGAGAGAGGGUCUUGGAGUCUGCCUGUGUUGGGUUUUUUUAGCCCUUGAGCAGGCAAAUUGAUGCUCCUUGUCUUUCAUCUCUGGGCUUCUAGAAUACUCAGGGUGUACGCAGUCCAGGAUGUAAGCCCAGUGCUCCAUUAGAGGCAUUCUUCAAGCUCUUUUGAGGCCAGCCCAUCAGAGAUUUCAUUAGCUUGGCCUUCUUUACACUGACCCCCCUUCAGCAUGGAGGCCCGACUGGCAGCAGCUUCCUCUCUAGAACAAGCUACAAGCCCCGGAGUACCCAGAGAUUAGAGAAGUAGCAUCCCAAAGCCAGGGGCUUCAUUGUUUUAGAGCAAGAAACCCUUUGGCCCUCACCAGACAAUCCUCUGAAAAGCCUGGGUCAAGUAGCAGCAGCAAUGGGCAGCCUGGGGCAAGAGACAGUUCCAACACCACUGCUUGGCUGGGCCCAUUUCUGGUAGGGUCAGGCGGCUUCUGACCCAACAGGAAGCCCGUGAGCUUCCAUCUUCUCUCAAACAGUGGGUCCAGUGAGCGCGCUGUGAGAGAGCGUUUGGGAAUCAGUAGGAGACCUGGUCUCCCAUCCCAGCCCUCGCCCCCUGGGGGAGACAGGUAUCACCCACCACCCCAGGGUGGUUUUGAGGGUUAAAUGAAGUUGCACAUGUAGAGGCGCCUGACCAUAAAAACUUCUUAAAAAAGAAGUAGUGGAAAAUAUGUAAGCAUCUUCUUUCUCCAUAUUUGUAGCCAAGUAAAGAUCAUGCGUGAUA